This is a messenger RNA of Chelmon rostratus (copperband butterflyfish), 5418 nucleotides long. Its product is annotated as ephrin-A2-like. Gene Ontology annotation, biological process: axon guidance; ephrin receptor signaling pathway; osteoclast differentiation. The transcript is spliced from 4 exons. The record is from RefSeq and is a predicted model, not a curated record. Gene Ontology annotation, cellular component: plasma membrane. Bases 709 to 1434 code for a protein of 241 amino acids. NCBI's taxonomy places the organism in Eukaryota, Metazoa, Chordata, Actinopteri, Chaetodontiformes, Chaetodontidae. Gene Ontology annotation, molecular function: ephrin receptor binding.
ACUUCAGUCCGGGUCGGUUCGGGUCGGUCUGCAGCGGCGGACGGAAGCGAGCGAACCCCGAAAAGUUUGAGUCCGGGAGCAAAGAGGAGGGAUCCGGGCGGAGAGGGAGCAGAGACCCGGUCUUACUACGGACUGACGGCGGGUCGUGAACCUCCAGCUCCGGUGCAGCUCCGGUGCAGCUCGGGGAGUUUGGGGGAGCAGCAGACUCUCAAAGUGUCCAGCAGUUACAUAAGAGACACAAAGAGGACAGAAAUCCUGAAUGAGAUCUCCAGUCUGAGCAGACGCGGAUCCGGAGUCCUGCGCUGCGCGUAAAUGUUGGACUCAGUUUAGUUUGCCAGCACAUGGACGCUUCACGGUCUGCACCCGGUCCCGCUGCAGGUCUGAUCUGGUUCCGGCUGAGUAAAAAUGGAACUUAAGGACACUUUGUCCUGCGGGACGCGGAUUUGGACGAAUUUAUCGUUUUUUACGGGCAAACCGUCGCCGUGAAGACUUUCUCUCCUCACACAGGCAGAAGUGCUUCAUGUUCGGAUGGAUUAUUGUCGCUCUGCCUGCUGGGAAAUCAUCAGUUAAACGCGUGAGAGCGCGAGAAUGAAGCUGCUGAUCGAUGGACAUUGAGUAUCGAUCACCUCUGUGGAUCCAAAGUGAUUAAAUCAACCUUUCUGUCCGCAUGCUGUUCCCGGCGGGAGGCUGUUCUCCUCGCGGUCUUUGAUGUUCUUCGGUUCUGGUUCUGGUCCCUGCGGGUCUCAGCGCGCUCAGAGCUGCAGAGAAGAGACGCGGAUGUUCGCCGGGACGCAGCGCGCCGCGCCGCCGCACAUGGAGCGCUCCGGGCGGCCGCUGCUGCUGCUGCUGCUCGGCCUGCUGCUCCGGCUCUGCUCCGCCGUCACCGACGACCGCCUCAUCUCCGACCGCUACGCGGUCUACUGGAACAGCUCGAACCCCAGGUUCUUUCGGGGCGAGUACACGGUGGAGGUGGCCAUCAACGACUACCUGGACAUCUACUGUCCGCACUACGAGGUGGCGGAGUCGGCCGAGCGCAUGGAGCACUACGUGUUGUACAUGGUGAACUACGACGGCUACACCACCUGCGACCACCACAGGAAGGGCUUCAAACGCUGGGAGUGCAACCGGCCGCAGAGCCCCAACGGACCGCUCAAGUUCUCCGAGAAGUUCCAGCUGUUCACGCCCUUCAGCCUGGGCUUCGAGUUCAGGCCCGGACACGAGUACUACUACAUCUCAUCACCACAUCCAAACCUGGCUGGGAAACCGUGUCUGAAGCUGAAAAUCUACGUCAAACCAACCAAUGACUCGGUGUACGAGUCCCCGGAGCCUUUCCUGACGGACGACACCACCGGCGGCUGCGGCCUCGCUCUGCCGCGCGUCUCCCUGCUGUCCGCCACGCUGCUCGGCCUCCUCCUGCUCCUCGCCUCCUCAUAGCACCGCCUCCUCCUCCUGCUCCUCUUCUUCCUCCUCUUCCUCCGGUUCUCCUGCCGCCCAUAGGAGGAACAACCAACCUGAGGCGGGAAACAAAUCCGGCUCCCCCUCCCUGACCCCUGACCCUCACCUCAACGACACUCAGCUGCUCAGCCAAUCAGAGGAGACUGAGGCGGCCGCUGGGAGGAGCCUGGAGCUGUCAGCUGGGCGGAGUUUCUCUGCUCUGUGACGGAUGUUUGUGGAAGUGGAGACUCCGCUGACCCCCAUGUUUAACUGAUCCGCCGGAUGUUCCUCUGAGGGAAACGUUUCACUUUGCUCCGAACAAAAACAUUUUUUAUUUGACAAACCAAAUGCAAAGAGCCACACCAGCGACUCAACUGUCCAAUCAGCAGAGAAAGACCAGGAUCUCAUGUCAGACUGCAGGUCUCACAGUACAAGAUCUCAGGCCUGCAGAGGCUUUGUGUUGAUCUCGUGUGCAGAAUCUGGAUCGAGUGUUCUGUCUAAUACGACAAGAAAUUCAAUCUGAGUUUAAAACAACGUUCAGGAGUUCAGGGUGUGGCAGCGUGCUCCAGAUUUAAACGUAUUCAGCCGUUGGUUUCUGUUCAACAGAAUGAAAAUCAUGAACUGACUCCUGAACUGUGCUGCGGCUGUUUGUUCCUCCACAGCGAACUGAUUUCUGUCACUGCUGAUUUGAUUUGAGAUCAGUCUCCACCUGACCUGAAGCUGCAGAGCCGACGUUCACCGUGACGGAUUAUUCAGCAACUUUCAACAGUCGGCUCAUGAUGUUCAUAUCAUUUAUAACAGAAUGGAAGUCAACGGCUGCCUGGAGCAGCAGACAGCAACUUUACAGCAAAUAAGUAAAAAGAAUGAAAAUUGAAAGUUUGUACAGAAGUCGCCAUACAUUAAGUAUGUAAUAGAACACCUUCAGUCAACGUGGUUUAGAUUUAAGCAUCUGAAACUUGCAAACACACUCAUUUGGUGUUUUUGUACAACAUCUCAGAGUAAAUAAAGAAGAGUGAGUAUUCAUCAAGUGACAGACAAACAUCAAACAUCAUAUACAAACUAUUAAAACAGAGAUUGUUCCACAUGUCGAUCUCAGAGGAGUCUGAAACAUGGCAGCCAGCGGAGUCCAGCUUCAGUCAGACACCAGCUGAAACAGACAGAACAUCAUCACAGUCUGCAGGAAGCAGCGGCGAGCGUCCUGCAGCGGCGAGCCUCCUGCAGAGCCGCGCUCACCGGCGCCCCCGUCUGCUGCAAACAUCCGUUUUAUCUCCGAGACCUCUUCACUGAUGAUCGCGGUCAGAUGAGACGAAAGCGAAACUCCGAGACCCGCGGCGGGUCUUCGACGUUCCCUCCAUGAUGGAUGAAGGCACCUCUCCUUGGCCCUCAUUGGUCUGAUGUUUAAUCUGAAAACAUGGCGGCUGUUCAAGAAACUGCCAAAUUUAAACUGUGCAACAAAAUCAGUUUAUGGAUCUGUUGGAGUUAACAGGCUGAACCGCUGAGUCAUGAUUCACGCUGUGUCUGAUGAAAUUCAUUCUCUGAUUGGUCGGCCCAUAGCUGAUCAGAACAGUGACGAAAGCAGGGCUGUAAAAAUAAUGAUUAUUAUCAAUCAAUACGUCCAAUAUCUAUUAAUUAUAAACAACCCAUCAAUUCAUUUUGUUUGUUUGUUUUGUCACAACGUGAUAAACAUCCAUCUUCAGUCUUUAGAGUCCAAAGUGACUAAACGUAGCAUCACAGACUGUCAGGACGAGCUAACGUAGCAUCACAGACUGUGGGGAUGAGCUAACGUAGCUUCACAGACUGUCGGGACGAGCUAAUGUAGCAUCACAGAGUGCUAUGACGAGCUAACAUAGCUUCACAGACUGUUGGGACGAGCUAAUGUAGCAUCACAGACUGUCGAGACGAGCUAACGUAGCUUCACAGACUGCCGGGACGAGCUAACGUAGCAUCACAGACUGUGGGGAUAAGCUAACGUAGCUUCACAGACUGUCGGGACGAGCUAAUGUAGCAUCACAGAGUGCUAUGACGAGCUAACAUAGCUUCACAGACUGUUGGGACGAGCUAAUGUAGCAUCACAGACUGUCGAGACGAGCUAACGUAGCUUCACAGACUGCCGGGACGAGCUAACGUAGAAUCACAGACUGUGGGGACGAGCUAACGUAGCUUCACAGACUGUAGGGACGAGCUAAUGUAGCAUCACAGAGUGCUAUGACGAGCUAACAUAGCUUCACAGACUGUCAGGACAAGCUAACUUAGCAUCACAGACUGUCGGGACGAGCUAAUGUAGCUUCACAGAGAGCUGUAAUGAGCUAACGUAGCUGCACGGAGUGCUGGGAUGAGCUAACGUAGCUUCACAGACUGUCAGAAUGAGCUAACAUAGCUUCAUAGACUGCUAGGACGAGCUUGCAUAGCUUCACAGACCGACAGAACAAGCUAAUGUAGCUUCACAGACUGUUGGGACAAGCUAACGUAGUUUUACAGACUGUCGGGACGAGCUAAAGUAGCUUCACGGAGUUCUGGGACAAGCUAGUGUAGCAUCACAGACUGUCAGGACGAGCUAAUGUAGCUUCACAGACUGUCGGGACGAGCUAACGUAGCUUCACAGACUGUCGGGACGAGCUAGCGUAGCUUCACGGUGUGCUAGGACAAGCUAGUGUGCUAUAAAGAUCGAUGGAACGGUUUGAUUUCAUUUGAAAAUUAAACUCAAAUCUCAGUUUCGGUAUAAACAGGAUGAACUCAGCCUGAAGUGUCAGAUUAACUCUGAUUAUUGAUCAGCAGGCGCCUCUAUCAGUCUCUAUCAAUCAUUAAUGAUCAGCUGAUCAGCUCUGUCUCCUCCAGCCCUUCAGCAGUUGGCAUCUCUCAUUUCUGUAAAUUUGCCAAAGACUAUUAUUAAACUUUUCUAUUCAGGGGCUACAGGGGUCACAUUGCCCCGCCCACGGUGGGCGGGGUUACAUGGGGGGGGGGGGGGGGUCAAAGAGUUUUUUUCUAAACCGUGUUGUUUUGUCAUAAAAAGAAAAAACGAAUGUUGCGAGCAAAACAAAAAUGAAUCACUCAGAAAUGGCCUUUUUCCCACUGGUGCUGAAUUUUUAGUGACUGACUUCUUUUCUGGGGAAACAGCGACACCAUGAGACACCAGGAAGACAUUUGAUUUCUCUUCAUCUCCUCAUGCCGCCCCUCCAUCUGUGGGGGCGUGCCCCCAUGUGUGGAUGAGCAGGGGCAUGCUGGGAAAUGCAGUAUAUAAAACAAAGGCACUGUGAUGGAGGACGGACGGAGGACGGAGCACCUGGACUCCCGCAGAGAGCGGCGGAGGUGAUCUCGUUUCCUCGUCUGUAGAAAAAGAGGAAAAAUUCAAGUUUUUAUUUUAUGUUUGUGCCAUUUUGUGUUUUAAAAAAAGAGAAAGAAAAUUCAUCUCAGAUAUGAAUGAAUCAGCGGGGACACGAAGGAUCAGUCAGGUUUGUUGUUGUCGUUGUUACCGUUGUUGUUGUUUUCUCCUUUAUGUUCCUGCUUGCAUCACAAUGCAUUCUGGUCCUCGUAGUCCUCUGCUCUUGGUUCUGUGGAUAGAUAACGGUUAGGUGGGUUUUCGGUUCAUCGUCCUUUUCUUCGUUUGGAUGGAAUCUGUUUCGUGGUGUGAGAAGCGUUAAAGAGGCGGGAGUGAGACCUCCCUGCUGUCUCUGGUUUACAGUCUCUGAAGCUCAAUCAUAGAGAAGAAAAUGUUUUUCUACAUCCAAAUAUCUGCAUAUUCUUUUCUCUGAGAGACGACAAAUCUGUUUUUGUAUAUUUUCUUAUUGGAUGCUUAUAAAGUCCUUCUAAAGAACGCAUUUAUCUGAUUGGCUAAAAGCUAAGCGGGGUCAGAGGUCGUUAGGCCUCUUCAGGACUUUUUUUCUGCACUGCAUGAGCAGAAAAAAAACUUAAAAAUACUUUUAUUGAAUUUCAGAGAGAAAAUGUUAAGAAGUGCAAGAACCUGUUUGAUAACUUCACCAAUAAAAA